AUGAUUUCUCCAUUUCCAUUGAUAUCGGUAACACAACAAGUUCCUGACGAUGUCAUGGAGUGUGUAGUUAUCAUUCAAAAACAUUUGUUUCAGUCAGUUCAAUUGAAAGAUCCAACUAUUUGCGCAUAUGCGUUUCAAUAUUUCAUCAAAACAGUCAAAUCAUGCUCUAUCGACCCGAUAAAUAUAGUUAUCCGUGCUAUUGCAGCACUUCAUUUAGCUUCAAAAGUCUGCGAAGAAGCAAAAUUACUUAGUCGAAUAGUUUACGCUCUAGAAGACUGCAAACUUAAGGAAAAUCUCAUUUCUUACUUCAACCGUCUUGGAAUAUACCAACAAAUCUUAGAUAUGGACCCUCAAGUUUUGAUUGAAUAUUCAAAAAUUGCAGAACUCGACAUCAUUCAAGACCUUGAGUUUGAUUUUUCUAUUGAUCUCCCUUACAAUUAUAUCAAAGACUUCACCAAUACAGUUAUUCAUUGGCAUUUAAACAAAGAAAAUGAAUAUUAUACCAAAAUCAUUGACGAAACAUAUAAAACAUCACUUAUCUUCUUAAAUGAUUUACAGAUGUCAUACGUAUUCUACAAAUUUCCUCCUAAAGUUAUUGCACAAACAGCUUUACGCUUAUCAUUCCAUCUUUUACAUCUUACACUUCCAGAUUUCCGCAAUACUCGAUGGUACUCACUUCUUACACCAGAAUAUCCCAUACCAUUGCUUGACCAAUGCACAGAUUUAUCAUAUAAUUAUUUUGUUAAGCGUGGCCUUGACUUUGCAACUCGUAAGAAGCAUAUUUUCCCGAAGAACUUGCUUAUGGAAUGGAAUGCCCUACCUAUUGUCAAUCAAAUAUCAGCAGAACCUCUUUGUCCUCCUCCUCCGUUGAAUUUGUUGAUAAAUUUUACAUCAUUACACGACGAAUUUUCAUCUAUUUGGUCCGACCAUGUUCCCACAAUUCCUCCUCCAUUGCACAGCGAACUUGAAUCCAGUUACAAGGCGUUUUCACAGAAUGAAUCUAAAUCAUACCGAUCUCCAUCAGUUAAGAUCACAAAGAUCACUAAAUUCGGUAUAGAACACAAGAGAAUCACAUUGUGUCCUCAAAAUCGAGAGAACAUUUCAAAUAUUCCAACUGCGAGUUUGUUUGUCAACAACGAGGACCUUCUUAACAAAGACCAGGGACAGAUCCAUGUACAGAAAGAUAAAGUCCAGCCUCCAAAAACGAACUAUUCGAGUGAAGUUUCUACUCCAACCGAAUUUACAGAUUUUCUUCAGAACCACAGAUAG
Trichomonas vaginalis G3 is the source of this 1269-nucleotide messenger RNA. Its product is annotated as cyclin domain-containing protein. The transcript has a single exon. Gene Ontology annotation, molecular function: cyclin-dependent protein serine/threonine kinase activator activity. The record is from RefSeq and is a predicted model, not a curated record. Lineage: Eukaryota; Parabasalia; Trichomonadida; Trichomonadidae. Bases 1 to 1269 code for a protein of 422 amino acids. Gene Ontology annotation, biological process: regulation of transcription by RNA polymerase II; positive regulation of DNA-templated transcription, elongation. Gene Ontology annotation, cellular component: cyclin/CDK positive transcription elongation factor complex; nucleus.